This is a messenger RNA of Raphanus sativus (radish), 1034 nucleotides long. RefSeq names its product U-box domain-containing protein 54. Gene Ontology annotation, molecular function: ubiquitin-protein transferase activity. The coding region runs from base 66 to 923 and encodes 285 amino acids. Lineage: Eukaryota; Viridiplantae; Streptophyta; Magnoliopsida; Brassicales; Brassicaceae. The record is from RefSeq and is a predicted model, not a curated record. Gene Ontology annotation, biological process: protein ubiquitination. The transcript has 8 exons.
GCAUAAUGGAAAGAGAAAAUUAGCACACAAAAGAAUAGAAAGAGAAGAGAAAAAAGUAAUAAUCUAUGGGAGAAACUUUGUAUAGCGACGUCACUUAUGUUGCGGUGAAUCAAGAUUUUCGAGAAAGUAAACAAACUUUGUCAUGGGCAUUGAAGACUCUUCCCGUUAAGAAGCUUUGCCUUCUUCAUGUUCGUAUUCCAUUUUCGCUGAACCCUUCUUCAUGUGAGCUUGAUGAAAGUGAGAUCAAUGCAAUCCAAGAGUCAGAGCUAAAAACUUCAAAGGAUAGCCUCUACAAGUACCGUGAUUUCUGCACAAACAAAGGGGUGCAGGUUAAUGAAGAAGAUGUAUUACUCAUAUCAGGAUAUGGUGUUGGUGAAGGGAUUGUGGAACUCAUCAAUCAAAAAAAUAUCAAGAAGCUCGUUAUGGGAGCAGCAGCUGAUCCUCAUUAUUCCAGGGGAAUGUCUAUCACAUCUAGAAAAGCAGAGUACGUGAGUCGACAUGCACCUACUGGCUGUAAAAUGUGGUUCAUCUGCAAAGGGAAACUCAUCAAGACAAGAGAAGGAAGUUUCGACCUUGGUACGUCUACUCAGAAACCAAACAAAGGAAACGAAACCAAUCCAGAUAAAGAGCAUUCUAGACAGGAACAAGAUGAUGUUAAAAAAAGCAAUGGGCAAGCAGACUCAACUCCAAAACCUCCCGAAGAUUUCCUUUGUCCCAUUUCAAAGGACAUAAUGAGAGAUCCUCAUGUGGCUGCUGAUGGUUUCACAUACGAGGCCGAGGAAAUCAGAACCUGGCUAAAUGGAGGGCAUGAUACGUCGCCAAUGACAAGAGCUAAGUUCGCUCAUCAACAUCUUACCCCAAACUACACUCUUCGUUCACUCAUCAAGGAGUGGCUGCAGCACCACCCAAAUUAUAGAUAUUGAAUAAUUAUAUAAUAAUAUUUUGGAGAUAAUUAUAAAAUGUGAUUAUGUUGUGAGUUUUUGGAAUUUAUUUGUGAGAACAAUAUGAUAUAAAACUUUGUGUGUUUACUGUUA